AUGGGUAAAAUCAAGAAGAAGGGUACCUCUGGUCAGGCCAAAAACUACAUUACCAGAACUCAGGCAGUUCGCAAGCUUCAGAUCUCUCUGCCUGACUUCCGUCGUCUUUGUAUCUUCAAGGGUAUCUAUCCUCGUGAGCCUCGGAACAAGAAGAAGGCCUCGAAAACAUCGACACCGAACACCACCUUCUACUACACCAAGGACAUCCAAUAUCUUCUCCAUGAACCCCUCCUCAGGAAAUUUCGGGAGCAGAAGGCCGUUGCGAAGAAGAUUGCACGAUCUCUUGGACGCGGAGAAGUCGGCGAUGCAGCUCGGUUGGAGAGGAACCAUGCCCCCAAGCUCACAUUGGACCAUGUCAUCAAGGAGCGCUAUCCGACUUUCAUUGACGCCUUGAGAGAUCUGGAUGAUGCCCUGUCACUUCUUUUCCUCUUUGCCAACCUCCCCUCAACCGCUCACGUUCCUCCUAAGACUAUUGCCCUCUGCCAACGGCUGUGUCACGAGUUUCAGCAUUACUUGAUCACGACCAACUCUCUGCGCAAAUCUUUUCUUUCGAUCAAGGGUAUCUACUACCAAGCUACUAUCCAAGGACAGGACAUUAUGUGGCUGGUUCCCUACCGAUUUGUGCAGCGCGUCAACGGCGACGUCGAUUACCGUAUCAUGGCCACAUUUGUUGACUUCUACACCACUCUGCUCGGAUUCGUGAACUUCCGGUUGUAUUCGUCGAUUGGCCUGAGAUAUCCUCCCAAGUUUGACACAAGAAGUGACGAAAAUGGGGCGGAAUUGGCGGCUUUCACUCUCGAGGGCCGGGGAGUCGGCGAUGCCCCGAAGGCCAUCGAGACUGGUAACACACAAGCAACCACCUCCACUAACAAGGAGGUCUCGAAGGAAAUCCAGGCGAAGGUCGACAACGUGAUCAAAUCAGCAGGACUGGAUGAGGCAAAGGAGGAGCCGGCGGCCGAGACGACCGAGGAAUCUAGCGAAACGAUCGACAAGUUCGAGCCCGCAGCCCCAGAAGCCGAUACACUUCCCCAACCCGACCUGAGUGGAAGCGAGGCCGGAUCGCUUUUCGCCCCAUUCACAUUCUACAUUUCACGCGAGGCACCCAGAGCUCCCCUUGAGUUCAUUCUGCGGGCUUUCGGCUGCAAGCGCAUCGGCUGGGAUGCCGUGCUCGGUGAUGGUGCUUUCACGCACGACGAGACAGAUACUCGCAUUACUCACCAGAUUGUCGACCGACCUCAACUGCCCGAGUCCUCUCUACCAGCUAUUCCUGCUGCCUCAAAAGACGGUUCUGACGCCGUUCAGAAGGUGAAGCCCGGUACUCGGAUUCCUGGUCGAACCUACGUCCAGCCUCAGUGGGUCUGGGAUUGCAUCAAUGAGGGCAAGCUUGUUCGUCCGGAUUUGUAUGCACCCGGUGCCACUCUCCCGCCUCACUUGAGCCCUUGGGUCAAGCCUUCAAGAGGCGGCUACGAUCCUAAAGCCAGCCUGGCCGAGCAGGAAGAAGAAGGGGAGGCCGAGUUAGACGAGGACAGUGACGAGGAGAUGGAAGAAGCGUCCAACGAUAAGAAGGCCGAAGCUAAGGCAGAUGUUGGAUCGGACAGUGAUAACGAGGACGACGAGUCUGUCGACGGUGGCAUGGAUGUUGCCGGUACCGAUGAUGACGAGAGCGAAAGUGAAGAGGAAGAGGAAGACUUUGGUGGAUUUGAAGAAGAAGAGGCUGCUUCUGAAUCAGAGGACGAAGAGGAAGCGGCUCGCACGCAGCACCAGAAGGAACUCGAGGCUGAGGCUGCUGGUCUUCCCUUCUCUUCCAACGGUGCUACUAGCGAUGCAUCCAAGAAGAAGUCUUCCCAGGCUAAGAAGAUCGCUGCCAAGAAGCGCAAGGAGGAGGAAGAGCUGGAGAGACAGAAGAUGAUGAUGAGCCGUAAGAAGCGCAAGUUGCUUGAGAAGAUGGUCUACUCGAACAAGAAACAGUCCGAGGAAGCGGCGAAGCUGCGGUCAAAGAGGAGAAAGCUUGAGAAGGAGGCGGCAAAAUGA
Molecule: messenger RNA, 2031 nt
Organism: Aspergillus lentulus
Lineage: Eukaryota; Fungi; Ascomycota; Eurotiomycetes; Eurotiales; Aspergillaceae
Gene: nop7
Product: mRNA-binding ribosome synthesis protein NOP7
Biological process (GO): maturation of LSU-rRNA from tricistronic rRNA transcript (SSU-rRNA, 5.8S rRNA, LSU-rRNA); ribosome biogenesis
Cellular component (GO): nucleolus; PeBoW complex
Molecular function (GO): RNA binding
Source: RefSeq, a predicted model, not a curated record